Messenger RNA from Erinaceus europaeus (western European hedgehog), 3142 nucleotides. RefSeq names its product kinesin family member 20A (gene KIF20A). The transcript has 19 exons. Gene Ontology annotation, molecular function: microtubule motor activity; ATP hydrolysis activity; ATP binding. NCBI's taxonomy places the organism in Eukaryota, Metazoa, Chordata, Mammalia, Eulipotyphla, Erinaceidae. Gene Ontology annotation, cellular component: nucleus; kinesin complex; microtubule. The record is from RefSeq and is a predicted model, not a curated record. Gene Ontology annotation, biological process: microtubule-based movement. The coding region runs from base 265 to 2937 and encodes 890 amino acids.
CCGCAGAGGUCAAGCCAAAGUAAACUGUUUCCCAUUUUGCCCCGCCCACUUUCUUUGUGCUGAUUGGUAGUUACAGGAUCCGCUAUCUGAUUGGCUGAGAGAACGCAGCGCGUAAUUUAAAAUGUUGUAUCAGUAACAAAGCUGCACCACUCGUCUGCAGCAGCGCUCACGAGUGGCGGAAGUGAAGGUUCCACUGCGGAGACUGAGUGAAUUUGUAGCCGAAGAUUAGUGUCCCUUGUUUGGACCUAAGCAGCCCCUGCUGUCAUGUCGCAAGGGAUUCUUUCUCCGCCGACCGGCUUGCUGUCUGACGAGGAGGUCGUAGUCUCCCCCAUGUUUGAAUCCACAGCUGCAGAUUUGGGGUCUGUGUUCCGCAAGAAACUGCUGUCAGAGUGCUCUGUCAUCUCCACCUCCCUUGAGGACAAGCAGCAGGUUCUAUCUGAUGAUAAUACAGAGAAGGUGAAAGUAUACCUGAGGGUCAGGCCCUUGUUGCCUUCUGAGAUGGAACGACAGGAGGACCAGGGUUGUAUCCAGAUUGAGAAUAUGGAGACACUCACUUUACGGGCACCCAAAGACUCCUUUGCUCAGAAGAGCAACGACCGAGGAAUUGGACAAGCCACCCACAGAUUCACCUUCUCCCAGAUCUUUGGACCAGAAGUAGGACAGGCAUCCUUCUUCAACCUGACUGUGAAGGAGGUGGUAAAGGAUGUACUCAAAGGGCAUAACUGGCUCAUUUACACAUAUGGAGUAACAAACUCCGGGAAAACACACACAAUUCAAGGUACCAUCAAGGAUGGAGGGAUCUUACCACGGUCCCUGGCUCUGAUCUUCAACAGCAUUCAAGGCCAACUUUAUCCAACACCUGAUCUGAAACCCUUGCUCUCCAGUGAGGUAAUCUGGCUAGACAACAAGCAAAUCCGGCAGGAGGAAAUGAAGAAACUCGCCCUCCUAAAUGGAGGACUCCAAGAGGAGGAGCUGUCUACCUCACUGAAAAAGAAUGUCUACAUUGAAAGUCGAAUGGGUACCAGUAGCAGCUUUGACAGUGGUGUAGCUGGCCUGUCCUCUACCAGUCAAUUUACCAGCAGUAGCCAGUUGGAUGAAACGAAUUACCAAUGGGCACAGCCAGAUACUGCUCCUAUAAGUGUUCCUGAAGGCAUUCACUUCUCCAUCUGGAUCUCCUUCUUUGAGAUUUACAAUGAACUCAUCUAUGAUCUGUUGGAACCUCCUUCUCAGCAGCGCAAAAGGCAGACUUUGAAGUUGUGUGAAGAUCAUAAUGGCAAUCCCUAUGUGAAAGAUCUUAAUUGGAUUCAUGUUCAGGAUGCUGAGGAGGCCUGGAAACUCCUUAAAGUGGGUCGUAAAAAUCAGAGCUUUGCCAGCACCCACCUAAACCAGAACUCUAGCCGCAGUCACAGCAUUUUCUCAAUUCGAAUCUUGCACCUCCAAGGCGAAGGAGAUAUAGUCCCCAAGAUCAGCGAGUUGUCACUCUGUGAUCUGGCUGGCUCAGAGCGCUGCAAAGAUCAGAAGAUUGGUGAACGACUGAAGGAAGCUGGAAACAUUAACACUUCACUGCACACCCUGGGCCGCUGUAUUUCUGCCUUGCGCCAAAACCAGCAGAAUCGGUCAAAGCAGAACUUGGUUCCCUUCCGUGACAGCAAAUUGACUCGAGUGUUCCAAGGCUUCUUCACAGGCCGUGGUCGUUCAUGCAUGAUUGUCAAUGUGAAUCCCUGUGCAUCUACCUAUGAUGAGACUCUUCAUGUGGCCAAGUUCUCAGCUAUUGCUAGCCAGCUUGUGCAUGCUCCACCUGUGCAGCUGGGUUUCACAUCGCUGCAUUCAUUCAUCAAGGAGAACAAUCUGCAAGCAUCUUCCAGCUUAGAGACAGGAGCUAAAUUAGACCCAGACUUCAGUGGAGACAUUGAAAAUGAAGCUGACAUCUCCACGUAUAACAAAGAGGAGCUCCUUCAGGUGGUGGAAGCCAUGAAAGCAUUGCUUUUGAAAGAACGGCAGGAAAAGCUGCAGUUGGAGAUACAGCUCCGUGAUGAAAUUUGCAAUGAGAUGGUGGAACAAAUGCAACAGCGGGAACAAUGGUGCAGUGAACAUUUGGAUACCCAAAAGGAACUAUUAGAGGAAACAUAUGAAGAGAAACUAAAGAUCCUCAAGGAGUCACUGACAGGCUUUUACCAAGAAGAGCUUCAGGAGCGGGAUCAGAAAAUUGAAGAGCUAGAAGGUCUGUUGCAGGAAGCCAGACAGCAGCCAAUGCCCCAUCAACAAUCAGAAUCUGAAAUGACUCUACGGCGAUCACAAAGAUUGGCAGCUUCUGUUUCUACUCAGCAGUUCCAGGAGAUUAAAGCUAAACUGGAACAUUGCAGAGCAGAGCUAAAUGCAACCAGUGAAGAGCUACAGAAGUAUAAAAAAAUGUUAGAACCACCACCUUCAGCCAAACCCUUCACCACUGAUGUGGACAAGAAGUUAGAGGAGGGCCAGAAGAAUAUAAGGCUGCUACGGACAGAACUUCAGAAACUUGGCGAAUCUCUUCAGUCAGCAGAAAGAGCCUGUUGCCAUAGCACAGGGGCAGGAAAACUUCGCCAAGCCUUGACCAUUUGUGAUGACAUCUUAAGCAAACAGGACCAGACCUUGGCUGAGCUACAGAACAACAUGAUGCUGGUAAAGCUGGACCUUCGGAAGAAGGCAGCCUGCAUUGCUGAACAGUAUCAUACUGUGCUAAAACUCCAAGGUCAGCCUUCUAUCAAAAAACGUCUUGGUGUAGAUCAGGAAAAUCAGCAACCAAACCAACAGCCUCCUGGAAAGAAGCCAUUUCUUCGAAACUUACUUCCCCGAACACCCACCUGCCAAAGCUCAACCAACUGCAGCCCUUAUGCCCGGAUCUUACGCUCACGACGUUCUCCUUUACUCAAAUCUGGGCCUUUUGGCAAAAAAUACUGAGGAUGUCAGAUGUGCAUUCAUUGUCCUGAGGUGGGUCAGCAUCACUGUGUACCUCUAACUGUCCAGAAUGCAAUUCUCAGACAUUAUAUUUCCCUUUUUUGUAAUAUAAUCAGCCUAUGUAAUCUCACACCUUUUGUUCCUCAUUGUUUCUAUGCACACAAAAAUGUUAUAUAUAAAAUAAAGAUUAUUCACAUUUUUAUUUGAA